Molecule: messenger RNA, 15159 nt
Organism: Symbiodinium sp. CCMP2592
Lineage: Eukaryota; Dinophyceae; Suessiales; Symbiodiniaceae
Source: the annotation of a GenBank genome assembly
AUGACCGCCCCAAGGCGGUACGGCCCUCUGUUUCCGCUAGCUGCCCUUGGCAUCUGGUUGCUUAUUUGGGGCCAGCACGGGCAAGAGAGUGUCUCGUGCAUCAAGCCCUCCGUGGCACAGACGUGCCCGAAGGCAGCGAGCCUUCGCGAGGAAGAGGUUGCGCAGCGGCUUUUUCCAGGUGUUGUCUCGGCUCUGCAAUCUAUUCAGAACAGGUCUACGCAGGAUCUGUGGGGUCCUGCAGCAGUGCUGGAGUCUCAAGCCACAGCGGAACAGCGAUUCCAGCGCCGUUCCAACGCUGCCAAUCGUCUAUCCAAGCGCCUAUCCGGCAACAUGCGUGCGAAAGAGGAGCUGGCGACAGCGCUACAGCAGUGGUUUAUGCUUGUGAGCCAACGCCUGGUCGGGCUUAUUACCCAAGUCAGGGCGCUGGGCAGCAAGUUGGACGAGGACACCACUGUGGCGGCCGCCGAGAUGAGGGAUAUUUUGGCAGCACAGCCCUCGGAGCUCACUACGGCUCAGGUUGUCAAGGCGGAGGAGACCAUGGGCCCUAUUUGGUCCCCUUCGCAGGAACACGUGGUGAUGCAGUUGGCUGCAGGCCUCAAGGCUUUUGGAACAGUGCUGCCUGCACCCCUACCUACAGAGCCUGGACCGCACGCCCUCUUCGCCAUGGAGCCUCCGCAGCUACCCUCCGGCCCUGUCCUGGCGCAGGACGGUGCUUCCGAUGUCAGUUUUGGUCAAACUGGACUUCGCGACCUGCCUGGGAUGACCCCGACCUCCACUCCUCUUGCAAACAGAGGUGCAGUGGUGGAUGUCGAGCUACCCCAGGCAGCCCCAGUCCUUGGGCAGCCCGACUCCUUGAGCUUCGGGUCUAUCGCUCCGACCGUGGUCUCUGGGCGAUGGCGGAAGCGCAGUGCAGGCCAUUCCGACCGGCCCUCGAAGAGCCCCAGGCGAGAUCAUGUGGAACCACCUUGGACAAGAGAAGCGACGGGCCGUACGCCCGACUCUGUGCAACGUGCUCCGCAAGUGGCUGUGGUCGACGACGGCCCCGAGCUCAUCCCGGACCCUACGUCCAACAGUACGAGUCCUUGGACGGUGGCGUGGCUUGCUAUGCUCCACUUCUGCACCGAGAACGGAGCGGACCUGAUCGGCGAACUGAGGCAAUGCUCACGUCAAGAUGCAGCCCUGCCACUCACUGUGGAUGCACAGGCCCAGGAGGUUGUAGCGCUUGCUGCCGAAGCUGUCUGGGAAGGCAUGUUGCGUGCGGUGGCCAAACCGGAGCUGGCCCAUCUCCAGUCCCUUCACCGAGAUCUGCGAGAGGUCAUGCAGCAGCUUUGGUUGUGUUCCAAUGCCCUUCCGUCUGCCAGGCAGGGACUUCUUGUGGCUGCUCACUUGACUGCGGGAAGGAUUGUGGACCCGUUCUCGUAUGCGCCCUCAACAGCACAGGAGUGGCUCUUCCCGGACCUACUUCUCGAGGCCGACGCCCCGAUCCGUGGCUUUAUUGCAAAAGAUGCGUCACAGGACUCAAGAGUGCAAGUGCUGCUCCGGAUGCCAUCACCCUUCCUCCGAGUGACCGACUCUGCGGUUCUUUUCGGCCUACGGUCCCAGAUUGUCCUGGCAACGCUCUUGGCAGCUUGGUUGCACCCUUUCUGCCUCCGCGUGGUGGGCUGCGGUUGGGGUAUGGACUUUUACCCCCAUGCCCUCCUUGCCCUGUCUUGGGCUUCGCAUCACUGGAUGACGCUUCUGCUGCUCUACCUUUCAGUUGCCGAUGGCGUCACUCUCCACCUCGGCGCGGCGGUUGUCUCCUCCUGGGGGCUGAGAUCCUCCACUGCUGUGCAAUUACAUGCCCACGGCUUUCAUGAGGGCCUCCCUGUCCUCAGCACGGGGCCGGUUCUGCCCACUCCUACUGCUGAGGAAAUGUGUGAGGUUUACCCUGUCGGCCGCACGGGUAACUUGCUUCUCCCACGCACCGACCGCAGUCGUCGGCACCUUGCUGCCUUUGUGGGUACACCGCCUGGAGCUCCCAUUCUCGAACCUUGCCCUGUCCCUUUCCUGGUUGACGAAUGGUUGCAUGGGCCGCUCUUGCAUGCCCGGCUUGCUGCCACCUUGGGAUUCCCUGCUGGUGUCUUCUCUGUCUCAGCCAUCCGCGGGGUCCUUCCCGGCCUGCCAAGUGAGCAGCUUCUUCUCACUCCGGCUGCCUGUUCAUGGCGUCAAGUCUGGCUGCCCGUUGACCUCCGUCCGCUAGGAGGCCGCAUAUGCAUGCUUAUGUGCCCCCGUGACUCUACUUGCAGAGCCAUUGCGGUCCUUGCUCUCGCGGCUCAGACGAUGCAGACUGAAGUUGACCUUCUGCUUGCUAAGUGCCCCUGGGGAUGGUUGACGCUGAUGUCCCAACCCCUCCUUCUGCAGGACGUCGACACUCUGCAAUUUCAUAUUGGCCCAGCUGCUGAUGCGCUGCAAGGUGAGCCUCCCGACGGCACCCUCAGCCCACGAAGCUUUCCCGGGUUGCGGCACCAGCACCACACGCAUUUACAGGUGUUUCUCAUUACUUGCCGCCUUUGGUGGCCCGGAUCUUCGGUCCGCCUUGAGUUUGCCAACACUGAGAGUGCUCGCGAUGCUGCCGCCGAGCUUUACCGUCAGGCCAUCCGAAUAGGUCGCCCUCAGAUUGAAUACAGUGCUGAUCAUGUUCUUGAGGCUGCGCAGAUCGCGGCUGCUUCGGCUGACGUCCAGAUCCUUCGGGGCACGGCACAUCGGCUUCGCCAAGGCGACGUGGUACGAGUGCGUGUCAACACUGAGGCGCGCACCCUCGAUGUCUCAGCCUUUGUUAUUCCACACAAUGUUGGCACUGCAUCGCGCUGGCUUCAGGAAGGCCGAAUCGUGUCGCUGCUUCAUCCUGUGGCUGGAGUGUUAUCUUUCGAGGUCCCGCGUGCUUGCGACCUUGAUACUUCUGUGCUGGGUGCGUUGUUGCGCAGCGUUACCCCAGGCCAGCAUGUCUUCGUUGCGCUACCCGGAGCUGACCUUCUCCCUCAUGCCGCCUUCGUCGCCGCCUUCCCUGGCCAGGACUGUGUCACAUAUCGGGUGACUGAUGCGUCUGACCCCUCUGCUGUGGGUCUGCACUUGGCCUUUUCCGGCGUCUUUGAAUCUUUCCCGGCCUUUUUGGAAAGUCUUCUUCGCAGCAACCGCCCCGCUGACUUUGCACGGGCCCGGGAGCACCUUUUGAGCCUCAGCUGGGCACCCCCGUCUGUUUGCGGUGCCGGUGUCACACCUGACUCUGCGUCCGAACUCGUUGACCUCUGGUGCGAUGCAUGGCACGUCAAGUGCCUGGUUGCAUGUCUGCCCGGAUUCACCGUGUGGGCCCUUCGAGAGGGGAGCCGACUCUACGGUAUGUGCACCCCUGUCCCCUCCUGGGAAGCUGUUGCACAGGCCCUUUCCCUGUCCCUCUGGGAGCUACCACAAACGUUUCUGUCCAGCGACAGCCGUGUUUGGCCAUUUCCCCGUGACAUCACAGGUGUUGCGAUGCAGUGUGUCAGUGUUGGGUACGACUCUCCUGAAGGAGUCUCCCAACUAGUGCGUAAUUGCGAGGCCGAGACGCCUAGCCCGCCACCGCCCCCGGGCCCUUUGGCCUCUGCUGCUCUUGGCUUGCCUUGCUUGCGGCGGUACUCGCUUUUGUGUGCUCUCAGCCUCCUUCUCCCUGUGGUGUCAGUCCGCGUGAUGGUUGAGCCUGCUCCCUUGUUCUCUCGUCUCGCGGAAUCCGAGACACUGCAAACUCGUCGCGACUUUUCACGGCCCUGCACCAUGUCUUGGACUCACGAGCUUGCCCGGCAGACGCACGGGUUCGCCCUUUCAGCACCUCAACUUGGCGCGUAUGUUACUGGCGCCUCACCUCACCCAGAAGUGCAGAUGCACCUUUGGCUUCCCGGGCAAGGCCCCGUCCACUUGAGGGUUGGUGCACGCCACCUCGAUCAGCAUCUUAGUGCUUACCUUGGCGCCUUCUUGCCAGACUGCGAGUACGGACUGCACGUCGCUUUCGAUUCCAGCCCCCAAGUGCUUGAUCUCAUCGUUUCCCCGCCUUCACCAUAUGGCUGGUGGAUACUGCGUGACUCAAUCGGUUGUGAGCUUCUCCGACCGGUGGUCCAGCACUACACUUCCCAUUGCUCAUUCUUCUUCUGCGCUGUGGAGCCGGAUGGGGCUGUCCAUAACGUUGAGCCCUCUGCCGAAGUCCGACAUAUGUCUCCCUGCCCGCAAGGGGCUCGGGCACUUAUUACUAGUGUUCUUCCGGGAUUAGAGGGUAAACUGGUUGAUGGAGUUCUUAAGAUUGUCGCUGCCCGGGCUCGGCUCCCCUCGCUUCUCGGCAGUCUCGCGUUGCUCCUGCUUUGCCGCCACGUGGCCUCUAUGCAACCUCCCCAACUCCUUGCUCUGGCCCCAGUCGCUGAGGCUUCGCCGCCUCCUCCGACAACCAUUCGCAUCUGGACUCUCAACAUUAAUGCACCCGUUGACCUACCAUGGCGUCCUCAGGGUUACCCGACCCGUUGGUUGAGAGAGCUGAUGUGCCGUCUUCACCAUAUUGACGAUCCCGGUGAGUUCCGGCCCACACAUUCCACUACGGACAGCUCCGUCCAGCAUGUCCUUUUCGUGCCGGUCGUUCCUGCUACGCGACCCACGGUCCGGUUUUGGCUGCUCCACUGGGGGGACGCUGCGGCUGUUACUUUCGGGCAUUCGCCCUUUAGUUGGGAUGUCGUCUCUGCCCAUCUCAGAGCUCUCUUCCCGGGGGGCCUUUUACCAGAGCGGAGCCCCGCUCUCUCCUACGCCGGUCAGCUGUACCCGCCAGGAGUUGCCUUGCCUGAUUUUCCAUCCGGAGCUGUCAUUCAGAUUUUGAUUGGUGCUCUUGCAAGGAUCCCGGGCGAUGAUGACCCUUGGAACCCGGAUCCCCUGGUGGUUGAGGGACCUUACUUCCGGCAUGUUCCGAGUAGGGGUCCAGCGCUAGAACCUGCCAUCCUCCUCGAUGGCCACGGGAACCGACGUGCCGCCGGCGCAUCGCAUGUGCCUUUGAUUGACCAGGAAGUCCAAACGGACCUCUCAGGCAAUGGCACCGGCCUUGAUCAUGCUACGGUUUCCCGAGUUCACAUGCUGUCUCAGGAGCUUUCUUUUCACACUUCACGACUCUGGGCCGGACUUGCUGAACCGGAUGCAGAACCGGCUGGGGAAUCGCAACCUGUUCUGCGACUCGCCUCGCAAAGUACUUGUGCUGCGGUCAGCCCCUCCACUGUUGAUCUGCUCGAUAUUGCGAGUGUGUCGAACUGCCGGCGACAGGAUAGGCUUUCGGUGGUUGUUCUUUCCUUAGUCUGCACUCGGGGUUUAUUUGGACCUUCGGCUUUCGGGCGCCUCCUUGUCCUCGCAACCGUAGGUGCAGGUUCGAUUAUCAGUGCGCCGCCUGCUAGUUCAGAUGACGAACAGUCCGAGGAUGCAGGCCCACCACCUGUCCAAGCCUUCAACAUGUCUGCCGCUGAGCCCACCCCGGUCUCUCGACCUGCCGGCCCACCACCACCAGAGCCUGUCAAUGCUCCUUUCCAGCCUCGUAUGUGGUUCCUCCGCGCCGCCCGGCCGCUGGAGGACUAUGCGCUAGGCCUCUGGCCGUCUUCAGUUGAAAGGGAGCCCGCCGCGGACGAGGACACUGUCCGCCGUGUUCAAGCCGAUUUGCUUGGUCUUCAACGAGGCCUGCGGACCUUUGCUGCCGCUAUUCCCCUUGGCACCCCCUUCUGCAUUCACAAUCCCUUCACCGCCCGACAGCAAUGCGAGCUUGUUGAGUAUUCUGCUGGCCCUGAGAUCAAUCCCUUUGUUUUAUUCAGGGGACACGCCCGCAGCCGGGGUUGGGCCGAUAUUGUGCUCCUGCAACCGCAGCCUGAUGCUACUGCUGUACACCUUAUCGGGUGUCCGCAAGCACCUGGGAACGCAGCUGUCGGUAUUGUGCUGGAAGGCCGCCUUGUGCCCUGCUGUCUCCCGGUCUGUGUUGGGACCGCGGCAUUACGUGCUCUGCAGCUUGACGGGAGUGAGUACGAUCUUCGCCCCCCUGAGGUUCAGGAAGGGUCCUCGGUCGUCCAGUUCCGCAAUGGCGACUGUCUGGCUGUGCGACCCCGCUCUCAGUCACGGUCUCCUCCUCCGCCGGAACAAGUCGCCGCCUUUGCUGCCCUGACCAGCGAAGCUGAACUUGCUGCCGGCAGCCCCGACAUCCCCUUCUCCUCACAAGGUCGCCCCGUUUUGUCUUGGGGCUGUUUCUCACUGAUCUUCUGCCGGUUUACCCCAUCAAUGUGCCUCUCUCUUGGACUCCUUGCUGGCGCUGCUCUAGCACAAGGCAUGCAUAGACCAGGUGGAUUUCCUUGGGGUACCGAUCCAAUCAACCGUGACUUUUCCGCCAUUACGGCAGAGGACCCGGUCUAUGUUGUUCUGCAUAGUCCCUUCUUGGGGGUGUUUCCCCCAUACACAGCCUCCCAUGACACUCGCCACGGUCAAGUCUGGGCUCAGUUCCUCAACGACGACCCGGGAUGGGCAUCUGAUUUCUUUCCUGUGUGGCCGGGCCCCGCCUUCAACGAGUUGUCUAUGGUCCCGGUGGGACAAGAUGCGGCCCUUGUGACCAUUAUGCUGAUGUGGCGGGGCCACCAUAGGGCCACGCUUACUCCGCGGACCAUGACAGUGGCGUGGUUGACAGCCUUUAUCUCGCGUCACAUCAAUAGCCCCGUUGAUGGCAUUUCCCUGCCGCACGGGCUCGCGAUCUGCGAGCUCUUUGAUGUUCCGCCCGCGGCUUUCCGUUUUCGCAACGGCGAUGUCGUGUACAUCCAUGACCCUCCGGAGGACCCUUCUGAGCCGCUCGAGUUUGUCGAUCCUUGGCACCUGCAGGAUGGCCUUGCAGCUCCCCACGCUCCCUGGGCUACGGGCUUUCAACUUAUGUUCGGCAUUUCUGUGCACCUGCUUCGCCCUAAUCGCCCACCCCUGUUGGCCUCUGUCUCAGCUGGAGAAGCCUGGUGCCCAGAAUCCUUUACGUUCACCGGCACUUUCCGUAACCACUUUCCGGGCAUGUGGACACCCGUUCAGUGGUCCGGUGCCCGGGCAUUGCAAUUGAUCGAGGUCCAUGGUGUUGCGGCUCAGGUUAACGUGGUUGCUGCCUCUCCCGAAGGCCGCCUCUGCCGUACCGUUGAUCGGAUCGCCUCGCGCGAUAGCCUUGCCGAUCAACUGCACUUCCUCCCUGGAUCCCUGCAAGUGGGGGGAGUUCCCUCCUACGCUCUCAAUCAGGCCUGUGAGCUUCGGAAUGGGGAUGUCGUGUUCGGCGACUUUGCCCGAGGGGCCUGCAGCGGCCGUCCACUUCUGUGGGGUUUGGCCCUGGGCCUCGUCCCAGCUUUCUCCUCCUGUCGUACGGGCACCUUUCUUUCGAUUCUGCUGGGUUCCCUUGGGGCCCAUUCCGGCUUUUUCUCCCGUCUUCUUAUGCUGACCUGGUGCCUACAUGGCGCGCAAGCUAUGGUUCCGGAAACUUCGGUGUUGAGCCAGACCACAUCCUCGGUUAUUCCACCAGCUGCCCCACCCAGGGUCUCGGUCACUGUUGCCAACCCUUUUGCGCCAUGGCAUCGUGUUGAGGCCGACCCACGUCACCUUUUCGAUGAUGUUAUGGCAGACGCCCACCGCACUUUGACAUCAUGGCACCGGGGAUUUGCUGCCACUGGCCUGGUUUUAGAAGGGCCAAAUGGGACGCAGCGGCAGCUACAGUGCUACAUCAUGAGGUUGAGCUUGGCCACCACCGCUGGGCCCCCUGCCAUGGUUGCUCAGACUGGGUUCUUUCUGCUGCAUUCGGUCUCCUGGGGAGGCGCCCUCUCCUCCCUGCCCAACUCGCUCUUGUCUUCUUCGGGCUUCUUGAACCUGUGUGGGGAGCGUCCUCCAGUGCCUCUGGCCGCUGCCCCAGCGCGGUUCUUUCCCCCUGCCAUCGAUUUCAAUGAUGGGGAGCCCUAUGUUCCGCUAGGUGGCUGGCAGCCCGAUAACCCUGAUGGCCCACUCGCACGUUACUUCCCUGGUCCCCGACCACUCACGGCUCGUGUUUUGUGCCCCCUGAGGGGCUGGAGCGAGACCAGCUUCCUUGACACGACCAGAUCAUGGCGGUCUAUCGAGCAGGAAGGUACGCGCCACUGCGGGCUUUGGGCCCAUCGCUUCUUCCCUGUCCGGGCGGUGCUCCCAAUUUCGCAGAUCACAAUCGCUCCGGUUGCCCCAUACGGUCUUGCUACUGUGGCCCUGCACAUUGAGGGUUGUUCGGCCGUUGCUUUUGCCUCGGUGGACUCGUCUCUCGAUGACAUUCACCGGCUUGCUGUUCGCGUCUUUCCUCACACCCGGUUUUGGCGCGUCAUAGCACCACCUGUGCUGCGCACUACCAUCCCGAAUGCGCAUAUCCGGCUCCGCAACGGCGAUGCUUUUAGCCUCCUUCCCGAGCCUUCCGAUCCGGGUGCUACCCGUUAUCCCUUGCUGCAGUAUGCCUCUCUGGACCGGGCACGGCAAGUUGCCAGCUGGUCGCUCCCUUUUCGCUUUGACUCGGGCGGCUACGUCUGCCUGUGGUAUACGGGCCGUCGAUCUGGCCACAGUAUUCGGAUCAGGGAUACCGGCUAUUGGGAUCCCGAGGGCCCCACCUUCUGGAGUCUUAAUGGCAGAGCGCUGUCAGGGUCGUGGGUCCCUGUCCUCUCUGGGGAUUUCUCCAGUCUGCACCUGGUACACAGCACCUCCACUGGUGAGGCCCAUGUCCUUCUCUUACUGCCCCCCGAUCUUGAGCCUCAGGGGUUGUUGCUCGCUGGUUGCAAUGCCUACCGUGCACCACCUGGGUGGCGCCUUCUACCUGCUCUGCAGUACGUUCGGGCAGACAGUCCUCUCCGAGAUGGAGAUGUCCUCGUGCUGGACCCGACUGCUGAUACGGUUUGGGACCCUACCGGACCGCCCCCGCAAAGCCUUGCGGGUCCGGCCCCGGGCCCAGUUGCGCGCCCAUGCUGGGGGCCCUCGUCUUCUGCUGCCGCCGCCAUCUCUGGUCGCUGGGCUUGGCUUGCGGUCCUUUCGGCCAGAUGGCCCCGGCUUCUCGCCCUGGCUUGCUUGGUUUGUGCCGGUCAGGGUAUGGCUCCCGCACUGGAUUUGCCGGAACAGCCAAUUCGUGUGGGUUUCUUCCCGUGGCGGGCCGCAGCCGCUGCGGCUGAUCUGGUUGAUCUCACCAACCGCACAGAGAUUGACAUUGUCCUUCUUAGUCCCUUCACAGGUCCCCAGGAGGCUGGGCGACUGCCCACUGCCUCGACUACCGGAGAGCUCAAUGCUCUCACACGCUCCUGCGACCCAGCUUGGGGUGCUGAAGUUGCACCUGUGUGGCCGACAGCUGCCAUACCGGCCCUACUGGUUGUUCCCCGUCCCCUGACGCCAGACCUUGUCUGUUUAGCGGUCUCCUCCUUGGAUCGGCACUUCUCUAUCCUUGUGCCCUGCACUACCUCUGUGUCCUGGCUGGGCGCGGCUCUCCGCUUCCUACAGCCGAUGCAAACUCUCUCGGUUCGUGCACCCAGUGCUCUCACAGCCGAUGCCACAUCUGACCAAGGCGUGCGCUGGCGAUCUGGAGACCUGGUUGUUGCAUUGCCUCCUGCAGCUUUUGCGCCCGAAUACCAGCCCCCGUGCUUUCAUUCCGACGCUCAAGUGCGGCAUUGCGCCAUUUGGGCUGUUGAUUUCUCGGUCUCCACCCGUGUCAACUUCAUACUCUGGAGGCCUGCUGUUCGAGCCAUCCGGGGACACGCACCGGCAGGCAGCCGCUGGCGUGCUCUUGAUUAUACUUUUGAUGGUGACUUUAGCCUCCACUACCCUGGGCGUUGGGUUCCGGUUCCCUGGAUCGCCCAGGAUCACGCCCACUUGGUUUUGCUGCCGGAGGACCCUUCGAGGGUCAAUGUCAUUGUGGAAGCAGACGGCCAUUGCUGGUGUGCCCUUGUCACAGCCGUUACCGAUGCCUGGCAACUCUGGACUGAGCUCCCAUCUAUCUCUUCUCAGCCCCGCGUCCUUGGUGUCCCACACCAGGAACUGCGCCAAGGGACGACCCUUCGCAGCGGCGAUGUUGUUUCCGGCUGUCCAGGACUCUCCCCCUCCUGUUGGCUCCCCUGCUCUUUGGGGCUUGCAGCUUGGUGGGCACUCGGCUCUGCCUCUUCGGCCCCUGGCUAUCUUCUCAUGUUUGCUGGGCUGCUCGCUCUCCCCCCGGUGUCGGGGGCACGUCUUCCCCACGAGGGCGGCAGUCGACAAUGGUCUUUGGCAACGUCAAACUGUGACGGGUCAGCUGCCGAACCGCCUGGCUUUCGCCACCGCCUCUGGGACCCCGCUAGGGGCCUCCUUGGACCUUUUCCGGGACCAUCUCUGUUUGUCCCACCUGCUCUCCAGGAGGCCGCACCCGCUUGGUCCGAUUUCACCAGGGUUCGACCACCUCAGGACCACCGGUUCAUCGAUUGGGUCCCGGUACCUUCGGCUCCGCUGUUUGCCACUGUGCUGCUCCAGUGCCCGCCUGCCACUAGAGCUGCACUUCUUCCCGCUACCUGUGCUGUGGCUGAUCUUGCACGAGCCAGCAGCCACUUUAUUCCUGACUUGUCAUACGUCUUGGCUCCCCCGGAGGCUUGGUGCGGUACUGCUACGACCUGUACCCCCACCUUAUUCCUCCGGUCUGGUGACGUCUUGACUCUGGCCAGCGCGCAUUCACUUACCCAUGCACCAGCAGGUCGAGGGCCCGCUGUCCAGUGCCCUUCCACCGAGGUGCCCUGUGCGGCUCCGUCGCUAGAGCCCCAGCAACCGUUGCCGCUAGCACCCUCGCUAUCCCUCCGCAUUGUUACGGCUAACGUUCAAACCAUGCGGGACUCUUGUGCCUCCUUCUUCAAUCCGUCGGGUCAUGGCCAGCGGCGUCAAUACUUGUACUCUCAAGUCGCCCAGUUGGGCCUCGAUGUGGUCUGCCUUCAGGAGACGCGCAGCAAAGGGGGCCGAUGGGAUACAGCCGGCCUUCUCACCUGGCGCUCCGGUGCCCAAAAAGGUAGCUACGGUUGCGAAAUUUGGGUUAGGCCCCAGAUGGUUAACCCCCCCCUCCGCCUGGAUGAUUGGCGGAUUGCCUGUGCUGACCCAAGACUUUUAGUCAUAGUCUGUAAACGGGCGGACCUCCCUUUGGCCGUUGUAGCGGCGCAUGCUCCACACGCCGACAGACCAGUGCCCGAAAUCCACCACUUUUGGUCCUCACUGCAAUCUCAGCUGUGCCAGCUCCCACGGGCCCUCACUUUAGUCCUGGGUCUCGAUGCUAACGCUGAUCUCCUUUGGGCCGAUGACGACCGUGCCUAUAUCGGGGAUGCUCUCGGUAAUGGUGAAGAAGGCGCGGGCGAGCAAGGCCUCUUUGAUACCAUCCAGCGUUUUGGCCUCCUCGCCCCCGCCUCCUUCUCGGACCUUCAGGACGGCCCGGGCUGGUCCUGGGAGCAUACUGGCGGCACCCGCAAGCGUCUAGACCAUAUCUUGCUCCAGGCUGGCCCCUGGUCCUGCCGUCGCACCCGACAGCUUCCUGAGCUGGACAUUCUCAAUGGUCGUCGGGAUCAUAUGCCGCUUCUGGCACGGGCCAUUGCUGCCGAUCUCUGGGGAGCUCUGCCGUCCACCUUCCGGCACAUUGACAGCGUGGGAGCUGAAGUGCAGGCUCUUAAGACCAAGCACUCCUGCUUGCUCCGGGCCCUUCCUCGCCCUCCACGCCGCCCCAUCCGACAGCCCUACAUCACAGCGGCCUCUGUUGCCGCACUCGAUCGAGUUCGGCAGGCGCGAGAACAGCUCCCCCGGCUGCGGACCAAUCUGGAGUGGCAGCAGCGUCGCUUUCUCUUGCAAGUCUGGCGUCUGGGUUGCACACACCGGCACCCCGAUGCUGCACCCCUGCGCCCUGAUCCGACGGGCCUGCAGCAUGCCCGCCUCCUUCUCCAGGCUUGUAAUCUUCAUGUUCGGGGGCUUCAGCAGAAGGCCCACUAUCUUGCUAGGUCCGACAAGCUGGCUCAUUUCCGCACACUUACUCUGGAAGCGACCAAACACUGGGAAGCUACUGGAGUCCCUCUGGAAUCCAUCCGGCAUCUGCGUUGGGCCUCCCGCAAGGCACACGAGCGCCGGUCUGUCCACGCAGCCGGUGGUUUCGACAUUGAUAGUGAGUUGGAGGCCCAGUUCCGUGAUCAGGAGGGGGCCAGUCUGGUCAGCCCAGUGCAGCUCUCCAGCGCCGCUGAGCGAUGGAUGAAUGAACCGCGCCUCCCGUGCGCCGAGGCGGUUCCCACCCUCUUGCAGAUGGAACAAAUGUGUGUCCGACAGGCGGCCGCCAAGGCCCCAGGACCAGACGGACUGCGGAACGAGCUCUGGCGCGCGCAGGGAGCCUCAGCAGGGCAGUGGCUCUGGCCCCUGUGCGUGCGCAUCGCUCUCCAAGGAAGGGAGCCUUUUGCCUUUAAGGCUGCCAUUGUAUGCGCCCUUUACAAGAAGGGCCCUGCCUCUCUUCCUGCCAAUUACCGCUCUAUCGCGCUAUUGAACGGCAUCGCGAAGCUCUGGCAUUCGCACCUACGCUCCACUGUGGGUGGCCACGUCUUGUCGCGAUACGAGCCUAUGCAGCUUGGGGGCCGCAAAGGUGUCCACACAGGAUUUGCGUUGGCCGCCUUCCGUUGUGCCUGGGACCUUUCCAUCUCUGCCGGCCGAUGUGUUGCCGUGGUCUUCGUCGAUAUCCAGGCCGCGUACUAUGAGGCCAGCCGGGAUCUCCUCUUUGAAGGCUUUCCUGAUGACGUUGCCCUGCCAGAGCAUCACCACCUUGCUGGGCUGGUUCUCAGCCUUCAACAACAAGGGGCCCUAGCUGCCUUGGGGGUUGCAGAGGACGUUGUUGCGCUCCUCCGUGACUGCGUCGCCCUCUCCCACUGGUCACUCUCUGGCUCUUCCAACAUUUUUCUUGCGUCACGGGGGUCUCGUCCAGGUGACGGCCUAGCUGAUAUCCUUUUUGGGGCCCUCUUCGCUGUCGGUCUUCAGCAUAUCCAGCGCGUUGCCACCCGCCAGGGCAUUGUUCACACCAGCGCCGGCGCUGAAGUCGGCCUCUCCCCAGGGGUCAAGCCCAUCGGCUGGGCUGACGACCUUGCGGUUAUGGCCGAUUUUGACCGACCAGCUGAUCUUCUUGUUCAACUGCCCGUGCUGGUCGGCAUUAUCCUUGACACUCUCCGACUCCUCCGAUUUCGUGUUAAUUUGGGUGCGGGUAAAACUGAGGCCCUUGUUGACAUCCGGGGGGAGGGCGCUCGGGCGGCCCGCGGAGUUCUCCUUACUGGCGAUGCCAUGUUAAAGAUCUCUGAUUCUGACAGCAUCAGGUUGUGUCCCGAGUAUAAGUAUCUGGGUGUGGCUCAGCUGCCUCGGGAUACGGGCCGCCGCGAUUGUGAGCUUGCCGCCCAACGAGGCGCCGCUGCGGCCUCCCUUGCCCGCACCCUCCUCUGCAGCAAUUGCUUGCCCUGGGAACUUAAACGGGCUUGGGUCGCGGGACGAGUCCUGCCCUCCGCGUAUUCCUCCCUUGCUAUGUCUCUGGCCGACUCCGGCCGUGCCACGGCCCCUCUCGCUGGCCUCUUCGAUCGCACGGCCAGGAUCCUGUUGUCCUCGUGGCAGGUCGGGCACAAGCUCACCACCCCACUGCUUCGGCUCCUCGCUGACAUUACUCCUCCUGACCUGGCUACUACCAUCAGUCAGUGUCGCCUUUGCGUCCAGCUCUUUUGCAAAGCACCCACGGCGGUGCGUGAAAUCGUCGACGCGGCGUGGAACAGGGCCCUCCCUUGGUGCCAGGCCCUCGUUGCAGCAUGUAUGAGGGUUGGCGUUGCGCUUGAAGUUUGGGACCCUAACUCCCCCCCCGCCGUCACGGUUCUGUUUGUUCAUACCCACAGCCGUGCCCUCCUUCGCGCCUGCAAGGCACUCAGCAAGUUUGGACAUAGGUACUUUGCCUGUGCUCAGCUGUGGGAUGACCUCUCUACCCGUAAGGCCACCCAAAUUCUAGGACCCCCCCAGGCCCAUCGAUGCCCGGUGUGCAGCAUCAUCUUCCCGAGCCUGCACGCGGUCAGAGCCCACAUGCAUCGCAAACAUGGCGUGCUGUCCGAUGUGACUGCCUACAUGGCCGGCUCUGUUUGCCUCUGGUGUAUGCACGAUUUCCACUCUUCGGAUCGGCUGAAAUACCAUCUGCAAUCCCACCGGGCCUGCUUGCAUGGACUUCGGGUGACGGUAGGGCCUGUCUACCAAUAUGGGUCGGGCACCAAACGCAAGGGUAGAACGGCCCACAGGGGUGUUCCCCCACAACGCCUAUGCGGGCCCUGCAAUGCCACCCCAGCACAGCGUCGGGCCGCGGAUCUGGGCCUGCCUGCUGAUGAGGAGGAGCUGCAACAGGAGUGGGAUACAGUGCAGCGCUCACCGGCCCUCUCCGACCUCGUCCCCGGCAACCUGCAACGGGCCGUCACAGGGUCCUCCAUUGCUGCUCCAACCCCUGCCGGACUUGGCUCUCUCCAAGCUACGGCUCCAGUUUCGGAGCCCUCCCUGUCUCGCCUCGCCUCAUCUUUGUCAUUUGUGGGUUCCUUGCCCUCUUGGUUCUCCUUUGUCGAUGGGGCCGCCUCAGGCAAGGAUUGGGCUCUGCCUACACCCUGGUGGCCCGGGCUUCUCGCCAUGGGUGGGGUCUUUCGGCUUCCCCCAUCGUGGCAUUGCUUCUGGCCCCUGUGGUCAGCCUUGGAGCUCCUUGCCCCUUGGGAGUUCCGGGCCUUCCGGUCGCUUGGCGUCCUCCGUCGCGCCUCGUCUUCCGGGCUUGGUGCUCCUGUGUCUCUUGGCGAUGCGACCUCCGGCAGAUGGUCUCUGUUGGGGAUUGCUGCAGCCUUGAUCUCCUUCCGCAUGUCCUGUAAGGUUGUUCUGCGGUUUGGCGCCCUCUGGAUUCCCGGGCGCCCCAGUCAACAGGGCCUUGUCCUCUUGCGGCGGCUGCUUCCUUCUGCCGUCUUCUUGGACUUCUGGUCCCCUGCUGGUCCUGUUUUCCUGGCUGCGAGCUCUGCUUCCUUGGCCUCGUCUGCUCGCGCCAUCAUUGCCGGUUCUGCUCCUGCGGCCCCGCCCCCGCUUUCCUUGCGGGCUUUCUGGGCCUAUCCGGCUGCCUGA